Triticum dicoccoides is the source of this 747-nucleotide messenger RNA. Its product is annotated as expansin-A22-like. The record is from RefSeq and is a predicted model, not a curated record. Gene Ontology annotation, biological process: plant-type cell wall organization. Gene Ontology annotation, cellular component: extracellular region. NCBI's taxonomy places the organism in Eukaryota, Viridiplantae, Streptophyta, Magnoliopsida, Poales, Poaceae. The transcript is spliced from 2 exons. The coding region runs from base 1 to 747 and encodes 248 amino acids.
AUGGAGACGAGACGCCCAGCGGUUUCCGCCGUGUCCGUGGGGGCGGCGGCCGUAGCAAGCGGUGGCUGGAUGGACGCGCACGCUACCUUCUACGGCGAUGAGACCGGAGCUGAGACCAUGCAGGGUGCGUGUGGGUACGGUAACCUAUUCGAGCAGGGGUACGGGCUGGACACGACAGCGCUGAGCGUGGCCCUCUUCAGCGACGGCUGGUCCUGCGGCUGCUGCUACGAGAUCCAGUGCCACGGCGACCCCCACUGCAAGCCCGGCGGGGCGCCAGUGACGGUGACGGCAACCAACCUCUGCCCGGCCAACUACUCCAAGCCCUACGAGAACUGGUGCAACCCGUCGCUGAAGCACUUCGACCUCUCCAAGCCCAUGUUCCUUCGCCUCGUCACCGACUUCCACGUCGGUAUCAUCCCCGUGCAGUACCGCCGCGUGCCUUGCGCCAAGAAGGGCGGCAUCCGGAUAGAGAUGACGGGCAACCAGUACUGGGUCGGCGUGCUCGUCUUCAACGUCGCCGGUCCCGGCGAAGUCAAGGCGUUGGCCGUGAAAGGGAGCAAGGACGGCCAGUGGCGGAACAUGAAGGGGAACUGGGGACAGAUCUGGGACGGAGAUGUCCAAAAUCUCGUCGGGCAGGGGCUCUCGUUCCGUGUGGUCGCAAGCGACGGCCGCUCCGUCGUCCUCGGCGCCGUCGUGCCGGCAAGCUGGACGAUCGGCCAGAGCUUCGAAGGCAAAGGGCAAUUCUGA